CUGACCAGACAUGUAUUUGACGACACUUGUUAUGGUAGUUUUACUUUUGUAUCAAUUAGGAGUAUAUUCGAAGGAAACUACAGCAAAAUAUAAAAGUGACAUGAAAAAAACACGAUCUGAUAUUUCAAAUUCAUUCGAAAAUUUUAAAAAAUCUGUAAUAUCUUUUUUUAAUGUAAGUUUUGCUAAAUUAGAAAAGAAAAGAAGACAAAUUAAAAAAGCGAUUCGUAGAUUUUUCAAUGAAAUAUUUUAUAAUAUACCGCCGCGUUCGUCAAGAUUAUCGAAGAACAAAAAUAUGGGAUCUGACAUCUAUACACCAGAUUUAAUAGUUCAUGAUGGUUAUCAAGUGGAAAAACAUACAGUUCUUACUCUUGAUGGGCCAUGGACUUUUGGGGAGCUCUUUGGAUUGGAUUCUGCUUGGUCCAAAGAAAGCAUUACCUUAUUUGUUAACGGAUGCAGGUUACGAGGUGUGGCUACCGAACUUUAGAGGAAAUAAGUACUCAAGAGCUCACGUGACAAAAGAUACAGACUCAGCGGAAUUCUGGAACUUUUCAUGGCAUGAAAUCGGUUUAUUCGACAUACCUGCAAUCAUUGACUAUGUUAGGGAAACUAGCGGGGGAAAACCAGAGAUACAUUUUUUUGCUUAUUGCAUGAGUGGUUCAGCGUUACUCGCUCUGCUAUCAUCUUCACAACGAUACAACGCAAUAUUGAAAUCUGCCUCGCUUCUAGCGCCCCUUGUAUAUAUGGAUCACAUAACGGGACCCUUGCAAUAUUUAGCGGAAUUGUAUACGCAAUAUAAAAACUAUAUAAACACAUUUAUGUCGAUUGAAAGUGAAUUUAGGAUUGAAGAAUUGUUUGACUCUUUAGACAUUUUUUGCAAAGAUAAUGAAUCUUGGUGCAAGAAUCCCUUACUGCUAUUGGGCGAUAGUGGUAAGAAAAAUAUAAGUUUAAUCACAAAUUAUAACAAUACACCAAUGGGAGUAUCAACAAAAACAAUUAUACAUUAUUUACAAAUAAUUAAAAGUGGACAGUUUCAGAUGUUUGAUUUGGGUGAGUCAAAAAACUAUAUGAAAUAUGGCACAGCAUCGCCUCCUCUUUAUCACCUUUUUAAUGUUAAAGUGCGAUUAAUUUUAUUUAACUCAAUUUAUGAUCCUAUAUCCACUGUUUCAGAUAUAUCCAAACUCGCGUUUCACAUUCCUGUUAUAAUAAACCAUAUAAUAAAAGUAGAUAAUUUCUCGCAUUUAGACUUUUUAUGGGCAGAAAACGCAACUCAGCUAGUUUAUUUUCCGUUAAUGAAAGAGUUGCAAAAAUUUUAACC
This is a messenger RNA of Maniola jurtina (meadow brown), 1315 nucleotides long. RefSeq names its product lipase 3-like. The transcript is spliced from 2 exons. NCBI's taxonomy places the organism in Eukaryota, Metazoa, Arthropoda, Insecta, Lepidoptera, Nymphalidae. The coding region runs from base 330 to 1313 and encodes 327 amino acids. The record is from RefSeq and is a predicted model, not a curated record.